AUGCCGCAACGACCACGACCACGACAGCCGCAACAACAGGACCAACAACCGUCGGUACUAAGACCAGCGGCGACAGCGCUACUAGUAACAGUGCUGCUGCUGUCAGCCGCCGCGCUCUCGCGCGGGGACGUAACGGACGUGUUCAAGCCCUUCUGCGGACCCGAGUCGUACAAAGACCCUCCUAAAGGGUGGAAGCGGUGGAGCGACCCGCGGGCGUGGCCCAAUAACAGAGUGCCAGGUGUGGGGAAUAACCGAGGCGCCAACGCGACGAUAACGUGCGGCGUGGGGAUGCUCUUAGACGUCAGCAUCACCGUCUACUUUCUGAAGAUCAAUGGCUGGCUCAAGGUGGAGGCGUUGGGUCCACUGCAGGUGAAUGCGGCGUUCAUUUUAAAUCAGGGCCGCGUCACUGUCGGCACGGCAACGUCGCCGUAUGCCGGCAAGCUAACCGUCAACCUAACCGGCGCCGCCAACGAGCUCACCAUCACGCGCCCCCCCGCCGCGCCGUUUCAGCCGCGCUCCGUAGGCGUGCGUGUGUUCGCCACCGUCGGCGGGCGGCUCGAGCUCAACGGCAUGUAUGGCAACGCGCCCGCGUGGACCACGCUCGCCGCUACUGCGAAUCAAGGGGCGCGAGCUAUCCGGGUUAAGGGGGACGUGAGCGCGUGGCCGGUAGGCGGCGUGAUUGCGAUCACGUCGACGGAUUUUGACCGUUACCAGGCGGAGAAUUUUACAAUCAGAUCGGUGGCGAGAGGUCCGAGGAACACGACGGUGUUGGCGCUGAACGGCGCGCUGGCGUGGAUGCACUGGGGGGAGGCGGUGACGUCGGGCGUGGCGGGCGCGACGGUGGACGAGGCGGCGGAGGUGGCGCUGCUGUCGCGCGCGAUCGUGAUUCAGGGCCACCAGAACCCCGAGGACCCGCUAAUCGGCGGGCAUUUCAUGGUGAUGCAGACGGCAGAGCGGCAACUCAUCAAAGGCGUCGAGCUCGUCAACAUGGGCCAGCAGGGAAGCCUCGGCCGCUACCCCAUGCACUUUCACCUCUGCCAGAACGUUAGAGGCUCGGUGGUCAGCAGCUGUAGCGUGCACGACAGCAAUCAACGGUGCUACGUGGUGCACGGCACGUGGAAUCUACGGCUGGAGUGGAACCUGGGGAUCAAAACCAAGGGCCACUGCUUCCUGCUGGAGGACGGUAUCGAAACCGGCAACGUGUUUUAUAAGAACCUAGGGUUUCUCCAGGAGCCCCCGCAGCGCAUGCUCACUCCGCUCGACGCGAAACCCGCCGUGCAGAGCGACAACUCGCCGUCGACGUUUUGGAUCACGAACCCGAACAACGCGUUCAUAGGGAAUGUCGCGGCGGGGUCGAGCGAUUCGGGAUUCUGGUUCCAGCUCGAAGCGGACGUGAAAGGGCCGUCCGCGUUGUACGCGCAAGCGGCGGCCAUGGCGCCGAAGCUCAUGCCGCUGGGUUCGUUCGUGGGCAACGCGGCGCACUCCAACGGCCGCGCGGGGCUGCGCACGUACCCCUCGGGGUACCGCCCUCGCCUCAACGGGGGGAUAUCGACGAUGCAGGAAUAUUCGGGGAUCAACGCGCCUGCAGCGAACAUUACAUUUAAGGGCUUCCGGGCGUACAAGAACCAGUUCAUAGGCAUGUUCAUUCACGAGACGGACUCGCUGACCAUCACAGAGGCGCAGGUGGCGGACAAUGCAAUUGUGGGCAUCGAGCUCAACCGCGACCAGGCCAUCACGAUCUCCAACUCGGUAAUCCUGGGCGAGACGGACAACACAGGAAAUCCCUUGGGCUGCGACAACACGCACACAGAGUACACAUCCUGCAAGUCCCGCGUGGAGAAGACCGGAUCCUGCGACCUUCCGUUCGCCUCCACGCCCGACGUGGCCCGCUCCAACUCCCCCACCGUCUCGCGCUACUGGACCCAGUUCGGAGUGUUGAUCGACCAGGACGAGUACCCCGGGCACGGGCGCAAGGGCAUGCCGCACCGCAUCGUCAACUGUACGUUCGGGAAGUUUUUCAACAAGUGCAGAACCUCGGCCGCGGUGACAGCCAACGGGCACGGCACGGACAUGUGGACGACGGCGCACAGCAGCGCGAGGAUUCGGAUGGCGGACCGGUCGCCGUUUAUCUGGAUGGUGCCGCGGCAGCUGGGGCAGCUUGGGUUUGAAACCGGGGGAGGGGAUGCGGGCCCGCUCACGAGGUUCCUCACGUGGAAGGAUGAAGAUGGGACGGUGCUGGGCGGUACGGGUGGGUAUGCUGUGGCGAAUACGACUGGGCUGGAGCCCUCGUCGACUGUUCGCUGCUCUCCGCGCCCGCACUGGAACGGCAUGGCGUGCCCGCAAGCGUGCUACCGCAGCGUGGGCAUCAUGGGCGCGCCCUUCCUCCUCACGCGCAUCGCAGACGGAGCAGUGAUCAACCCCGACGGCGCACGCUACGUGAACCUCCCCGCCAACACCUCCUACCUCGUCACGUUCACCGCUCUUCCCUCCGGCCCUGUGUCGCUCGCGUACACGGAUCAAGGACUUAGCUGUUCUUCAUCGGUUGUGCUGCAGUUGGCGCCUCCCGCGCCCAGGAUGGUGUGGCAGGUGGCAUCUGCGCCGAAAUUGUUCUGGCAAGCAUGUGGCGGGGUGAAGGCGCCGUUCAAGAACAUCACGCAGCUGGCGUACAAGUGUGACGCGCAGCGCAAUGUGAACCUGCAGAUCACCAUGGGCUCCUCCUCCUCGGUCGUCGUCUCGCUCUCUGCUGUCCGCGGCUCCAUCGCCUGCACGUACACGCAAUGCGGUGUGUUCUCCUCGUCAGGCACGUGGCGCUACUCUGAUGCCGGCACGCGCCCGGCCUCCUUCCUCUCCCUCAAGCCCCUCGCUGCCUCUGACUCAAACUGGAAGCGGGGCGUGGGGCCCUUUGGCCGCGGCGGCCAGGGCGAACUCACCACGCUCGCCAGCCCGCAAGCCACAUCCCUGGCGUUCUACUUUCGGAAGCAGUUCCAGCUCGACAACACUUCCACGCUGUGCUACCAGCGCCUGCUGCUGGGCGUGGUGGCCAGUGACGGCUUUGUGGUCUAUGUGAACGGCAAGGAGGUGCUGCGCUCCAACAUGCCACAGGGCCGCGUCCUGCCCACCACCCCCGCGUCCAUGGAUGCGAGUCCCAACGCGCCCUGGUCCACCUUCACUGUCUCCCUGGACUCCUUCCGCUCUCUCCUCCGCACGGGCGCCAACGAAGUAGCGGUGGAGCUGCACACGUCCAGCCCGUACUCAUGGGAGUCCCGCUUUGACAUGUGGAUGGCUCUCGCCAGCAGCACGUGCGCGCCCUGGCGUAUAUUCAACCCGCAGUCGCUGGUGCCCACGCCGCAGGCCACGCCCAUGGCGGCUGCGAAAGCGGCACGGAUGGCGUCGAGCAUGGCGCAUGUGGGUGGGAUUGGAGGGGAUGGAAACGGGGACUAUGGGGAUGAGGCGGACCUUAGAUGA
Closterium sp. Naga37s-1 is the source of this 3465-nucleotide messenger RNA. Lineage: Eukaryota; Viridiplantae; Streptophyta; Zygnematophyceae; Desmidiales; Closteriaceae. The record is from the annotation of a GenBank genome assembly.